Ipomoea nil (Japanese morning glory) is the source of this 3821-nucleotide messenger RNA. Its product is annotated as pentatricopeptide repeat-containing protein At1g74600, chloroplastic. The record is from RefSeq and is a predicted model, not a curated record. Gene Ontology annotation, biological process: RNA modification. Lineage: Eukaryota; Viridiplantae; Streptophyta; Magnoliopsida; Solanales; Convolvulaceae. Gene Ontology annotation, molecular function: RNA binding; protein binding. The coding region runs from base 356 to 3067 and encodes 903 amino acids. The transcript has 5 exons.
UCAUCCUCUUCACCGCUCUGUCCCCGUCGCCGCCUCUCACAGUCUCACCCCUCUCACCGUCUCUCUCUGUCUCGCAGCUUUUCUGUGACUCAGUCUCGGCGUCUCCGGCUCUCCGCCCUCGGCGUAUCCCGCACAAGAGUUCGAGUACAGAAGCGAUUCUUACCAGGUACUCUACUGGCUCUCCAGCCUAACAAGAACAGAUGAGAACUUUAUCACUAAAUCUGGGACUUCAAGUGAGGUGUUGCACUGAUUGCACCAGAUACAUCUCCAAUUAGGCCUGGGCAUAAUAUGGGUUUCACCCGAAUUUUUAUCGGGUUCAACCCGAAAAACUCAUAAUUCAGUUCUAAACCCGGCAAUGUGGCGCCCAUCUCAACAAAUGAGUUCCGUCCUCAAAAGAAAUUAUAAACCAAAAAUCUUAGCCUUUGGGCACAGAUUCAUAUGCUCUGCCAUAGCUCUUGAAACCCCGUCUGUUUUCUCAGAUCAACAUGGACAAAACUGUGCUGUAUCCGAUCAAUGUUGCUCCCUCGAAGAACACAGUAAAUCAACAAACCUCGCCCUCUCUAAAACCAAAAUUCUGCACUCUCGUUUUCUGAGAGCCCACAUUUUAGACAAAGAUUACUCAGCUAUCAAGUAUUUGUUGGAUGGGUACUACAAGUGUUCAAGAAUAGACUAUGCAGUCAAAUUGUUCGAUAAAAUGGCUAUCCCAUAUACGUUUUGCUGGAACCUGAUGAUUUCGGGUUGUAACAAGGCUCUAUUGUUCAGUGAGUCAUGGGAGUACUUUUGUAGGAUGCAUGUGUUAGCUAUAUGUAUGGAUAGGUUUACAUAUGGAGGAGUUCUGUCUGCUUGUGAAGCUUUGCAAUCUGUGGCUUUUGGGGAGCAGGUUUAUGGUCUUGUAAUGAAAAAUGGGUUCUUUUCAAAUGGGUAUGUAAGGUCUGGAAUGAUAGAUUUGUUUGUGAAGAGUUGUAGGUUUGAUGAUGCUUUAAGGGUUUUUUAUGACUUUCAGUGUGAUAAUAUAAUUUGUUGGAAUACAAUUAUAUCAGGAGCGGUUAAAAAUAGAGAAUAUUGGGUUGCUAUAGAUAAGUUUAUUCAAAUGUGCACUGGAUCUUUGAUGCCAAAUGGUGUUACAAUCUCAAGUGUAUUAAAAGCUUGUGCUCAAGUUAAAGAGUUUGAGAUGGGGAAGAUGCUCCAUGUGUGGGCAAUAAAAUGUGGUUGUGCAAAAGAUGACUUUGUGGAGACCGCUCUAAUCGAUAUGUAUGCCAAAGGUGGGUUUAUGAAUGAGGCUGUAAAGGAAUUCAUUCAGAAGCCAGUACGGAACGUUGUUUCUUGGACAGCUAUGAUAAAUGGUUUUGUCCAGAAUGAUGAUUAUGUUUCUGUGUUUCAGUUAUUUGAUGAAAUGAGAAAAAAGGAGGUGGACAUAAAUAGUUAUAACAUCUCCAGUGUGCUCACAGCUUGUGCUAAGCGGCCUAAGCCAGUUAUGAAUAUAGAAGCAAUGCAAAUCCAUUCCUUGAUCUUUAAAGCUGGAUUCUAUCAGGACCCAUUGGUUAAAACUUCUUUGAUCAAUACGUACUCAAAGAUUGGGGCAGGUGAUUUAUCUGAAAUGGUUUUUGCAGAGACUGAAGAUCUCAAGCACAUAGGCUUGUGGUCUAAUAUGAUUUCUGCUUGUUCACUAGGCUGGAAUCCCUCUAUGGCAAUCCAUUUGUUUCAGAGAAUGUUUCAUGAGGGGUUGAAGCCUGAUGAGUUCUGUUGUUCUAGUGUGUUAGGUAUUGUGAACUGUCUAUACCUAGGAAGGCAGAUUCAUAGCUACACUCUUAAAUUUGGCUUAAUCUGUGAUGUUAUUGUGAGCAACUGCCUUUUCACAAUGUAUUCCAAUUGUAAUAGUUUAUUGGAAGCUUACACAAUUUUUAAACUUAUUGAAUGCAAAGAUAAUGUUUCUUGGGCGUCAAUGAUUUCUGCUUUUACAGAACAUGGUUAUAUAGAUAAAUCGAUUCAGUUGUUUAUAGAGAUGCUCUUGGAAAAAAUUAUGCCUGAUGAAAUGACAUUAAGUGCUGUCCUAGCUGCAUGUUCCACCCUUCAGUCUUUGAAGAUCGGUAAAGAAAUUCAUGGCUUUUCUCUUCGAUGCAGAAUAGAUGAGUCGGUCAUUGCUGAUAGUGCACUGGUGAAUAUGUACACAAAGUGUGGAGAUCUAGUUUCAGCAAGGAGAUUGUUCCUUAUAAUGCCCUAUAAAGAUAAGUUUUCAUGUUCCUCCUUGAUUGCUGGAUACACUCAAAGUGGUUAUAUUGGUGAAUCCUUUCAAGUGUUUCAUGAAAUGCUCAUGAAUUAUUUGCAUGUCGAUGCUUUCACAAUUUCAUCUAUAGUUCGCUCUGCUGCACAUUUGAAUCGAUCUGGAAUUGGUACCCAACUGCACGCCCAAAGUAUAAAAUGGGGAUUAGAAUCAGAUUCUUCGGUAGGAACUUCAAUGGUUAUGAUGUAUUCAAAAUGUGGAAGCAUUGACGAGUGCUGCCAGGCAUUUAAACAAAUACGGAAUCCCGAUUUGAUUAGCUGGACAGCCAUGAUUGUAAGCUAUGCUCAACAUGGAAAAGGAGUUGAGGCUUUAAAAGUUUACGAGCUCAUGAGGAAAUGUAACAUCAACCCUGAUUCCGUGACAUUUUCUGGUCUUCUUUCUGCUUGUAGUCAUUCUGGUUUGGUAGAAGAAGGGUAUUUCUUCCUGAAUUCAAUGAAAGAAGAUUAUGGGAUAGAGCCUAAUUACCGUCAUUAUGCCUGCAUGGUAGAUGUUCUUGGUCGUUCAGGUAGACUGAAAGAGGCUGAAAGGUUCAUUUAUACGAUGCCUAUAAAACCUGAUGCUUUGGUCUGGACAACGUUACUUGCUGCUUGCAAGGUGCAUGGUGAAAUUCAGCUUGGCAAGCUAGCAGGUGAAAAGAUUAUGGAACUGGAACAGUGUGAAGCUGGAACAUAUGUUUCUUUGUCAAAUAUCUGGGCAGAUGUGGGCCAGUGGGACGAAGUCUUGAAAACCCGAGGUGCAAUGAGAGGAACUGGGGUAGAGAAGAAGCCUGGAUGGAGUUAUUUAUGAAGCUUUGUCCUAUAAUUCUACGUCCUCAGCAGUUUGUGCGCCUAAUUCCCUCCUUCCAACCAAACGGCCAUAGGCUUAAAAUCGUCUGACAGCUUUCUCUCUAUACUCCUCCCAAAGCCGCCCUCUUCUGCCUUUCUCCGCUGUUCAGCACCACCAGUUCUUACCAGGUUAAGACUGAAGGUGUAAAGGCUUCAAUUUUAAGGAUGGGGAAAGGUUUGAAGAGUGGCGUGGGCAAGUCUGCAUCUUACCAGCUCAGCUCUUCAAGGACAGGGCUAAGAAUCUGGUGGAUGAUCUGCAGGGAUGUUCACUAAUUUGCAGUCCUCGAGGAAAGAGAGCCGGAGGGAGUUUGGGGUUUAACACAUCAGUCUUCUUCGCCCUGUUCACUCUCCGAAUUGAAGCUUUGAAAAUGGCGAGAGGCAAGAAGGAGCUUCUUACGUCGGCCCCAUGGAGCCAUGGAGGGUAGGCCCCGAAGAGGACGAAAAGUUCAAGGACGCAAAGCUGAAGGUUACGAGCCAGCCUGAACAUUCUUAUGUUCAUCUGUAUGAGUUUUCCGGUGGGUGGUGGUAGCGUCUGAACUGGGUCCACCUUGCAAGGUGGACCUGUGUCCACAGAAUAAUUUGUCAUUUUCAACCCUAUGAAAUGGUAUUGCAACUAGAGUUUGCCAAUCAUAAUUUAGGCAGAGCUAUUGCAUAAUUAAGACAUUGACAUUGCCUUAAUUACCGGUGAUAUUUGACCCAAAGAUGUUGAUCUUAUU